AUGGCCUCGUCUUCGACACAGCAGCAGGCAACUUCGCCCAAGAGCGAUCCUGUCACCGCUGCUCAGCAAAAUUCAAUCGAGGGCCUCUGCAAAGCCGCACCACAGGUUGAAGGCGCCAGUCUCAUCGUUGUCUCCAACCGUCUUCCCGUCACAAUCAAGGUCGACCCUUCCGUUCCAGGCGGCUACACCUUCUCCCUGUCUUCAGGCGGUCUCGUCUCAGCGCUUUCAGGAUGCAAAAAGUCCAUGAACUUCACCUGGAUUGGAUGGCCCGGUCUUUCGGUUCCUCCCAAGGACGAAGAGUACAUCGAGAAGCGUCUCCGCGAAGAAUACAGCUGUCAGCCCGUGUGGAUCUCAGACGAGAUCGCAGACCGUCACUACAAUGGCUUCUCCAACUCGAUCCUCUGGCCCCUCUUCCACUACCAUCCCGGAGAGAUGAACUUUGACGAGACCAACUGGCUUGCUUAUCGAGAGGCCAACUUGCGUUUUGCCGAGAAGAUCCGCAGCAUUGUACGACAGGGUGAUAUGGUCUGGGUGCAGGAUUACCACCUUAUGCUUCUGCCACUCAUGCUCAGGACGCUUAUCGAGGGAAGUGAGCAGCAGGGUCCAACAUCACAACGUGAGCUCGAGCAUGUUGGUCAUGGUGUUGAUGGUACGCUCCAACUCCAGGAUGAUGACCCACUUGCAGCACCUGCAACAGAUCGAUACGACUCUAUCCGAGGCGCUCGACCCAGUACACCACCCGAGGACAACAAAGAUGACUACACUGGUCGAGGUGAUGCCGCACGCAGCACAACUGCAACUGGCCGUGGUCUCGGCACCAGCGAUGGCUCCAGCGGUCGAGGCUCUAUCAAGAUUGGCUUCUUCCUCCACACUCCCUUCCCAUCUUCAGAGAUCUACCGUAUCCUUCCAGUUCGACGAGAAAUUCUCCUUGGUAUCUUGCACUGCGACCUCAUCGGAUUCCACACCUACGAUUACGCCCGACACUUCCUUUCGUCCUGCACACGAAUUCUCGGUCUUCCCACUAUGCCCAACGGUGCCGAGUUCGAGGGUCGUUACGUUCACGUAGGAACGUACCCGAUUGGUAUCGAGCCCAACCAAUUCGAAGAGGGACUCGAGCGCGACAGCGUCAAAGAGCGAAUUAAAAGCUUACAAAGGCGCUUUGAGGGCGUCAAGAUCAUUGUUGGUGUUGAUCGACUCGACUACAUCAAGGGUGUUCCUCAGAAGCUUCAUGCCCUCGAGACAUUUUUGCAGGAUCACCCUGAGUGGGUUGGCAAGGUCGUCCUCGUCCAAGUCGCCGUACCGUCGCGACAAGAUGUCGAAGAGUAUCAGAACUUGCGCGCCACAGUCAACGAGGCAGUUGGCCGCAUCAACGGGCGCUUCGGUACUGUCGAAUCCAUGCCCAUCCACUUCCUCCACCGAUCGGUCAGCUUCGACGAGCUCUGUGCGCUGUACGCUAUCAGUGAUGCAUGUCUCGUCACCUCGACUCGUGAUGGUAUGAACCUCGUCUCUUACGAGUACAUUGCAUGUCAGCAAGAACGAGCAGGUGUCAUGAUCCUCUCCGAGUUUGCUGGUGCUGCCCAGUCUUUGAAUGGUUCGCUCAUCUGCAAUCCUUGGGACGCCUUCGCUGUGUCGGAUGCCAUUUACGAGGCUCUUACAAUGCCAACCAACGUGAGGAGGGAGAACUUCGAAAAGCUCAGCAGAUACGUCAAGAAGCACACAGCUAGCUGGUGGGGUCUUAGCUUUGUCAAUGAUCUGAAGAAGAUCAAGGUCGAUGAUAGUGGUGCCGAGUCAAGACCUCGAAGCUAG
Messenger RNA from Ustilago hordei, 1806 nucleotides. Its product is annotated as putative TPS1 - alpha,alpha-trehalose-phosphate synthase, 56 KD subunit. Gene Ontology annotation, molecular function: catalytic activity. Gene Ontology annotation, cellular component: cytosol; alpha,alpha-trehalose-phosphate synthase complex (UDP-forming). The coding region runs from base 1 to 1806 and encodes 601 amino acids. The transcript has a single exon. NCBI's taxonomy places the organism in Eukaryota, Fungi, Basidiomycota, Ustilaginomycetes, Ustilaginales, Ustilaginaceae. The record is from RefSeq and is a predicted model, not a curated record. Gene Ontology annotation, biological process: cellular response to heat; trehalose biosynthetic process.